UGCAGCUCGGCACCAUAAACAACAAAAGAAUAUAUCCGGACAACCAUGGAGAACAUUUUAGACGGCUUCUUGCGGGACUGGAAGUUGGAUCUUCUGCAAGGAGAGUUCCGCCACAACCCAGAGAACGGGGACGACGUCCACAUUCAUCUGAAGACGAAUGAGAUAUGGCGCCCCGUUAAACGAUUGGGAAGCGGUACUUUUGGAGAGGUCUGGCAGCAACAGUGUAUACGGGAAGAAUCUGUUACCGAGCUUCGUGCCGUUAAAAGAAUCAACAAGACGCAGACAGGCCUUCUCGAGUCGUCGCAGCGAGAGGUUCAAGCACUCGCCACAUUUUCCAGCCAGAAGAAGCAACAAAAUCGGUCCACGAUUGAUGACCAAUAUGAGCAAUGGUUUGUUCAGUUUCUCGGUUGGUAUGAGGAUACCAAGUACCUAUAUCUCGCUAUGGAGUUUUUAGAGUGUGGAAGUCUUCAGAGGUUUCUAGAAGUAAAGAAGACGCCUUUUGAAGAAGAAGAAGAAGCAGCUACGAUCAUUCAACAGGUUGCAGAAGCCUUGCAAUUCAUACACAGCAAGGAUUUCAUCCACAGAAAUCUCAAGCCUUCGGUAUUAUUCCACCUGGCCAAGUCCCCCGAGAUGGUGGACUCGAUAGACUACACGUCGGCGGUCGAUGUGUGGGCGUUGGGUGCUGUGGCCUUCUAUUUACGGACUGGUCAUACUCCAUUUGCCACCUGGGAGGCCUUAAGACAGUACCGUGCGGGUCAGAAGGACUUUCCAAGCCGCGUGUUGGGCGCAUCAACUGGCUUCUGCAUUGAUUUCGUCCUGGGGCUUAUGCGCCCGCUCCCGGAAACGAGGUUGAGUAUUCGGCAGGUUUUGAGCCAUGAGUGGCUUCAUAUGGGUGAAACGUGCAGAAAUUUGACGGCUCCGUCGCUUAUCAACAAAUCGCUCCCUACGCUGAGCAUGGUAAACAGGUCAACAGCCACCAGCAGUGCGCCCACACCCAGUACGCAAACCAACUCUACGCGAACCAGUAUAACUCGCACCCAGUCAAAUCUCGCGAAUAACUUGGAAGUUAAGACAAGGAACGAGAGGGUGACAGGGCAUAAUGCUGAAGUGGUGAAUCAGGAGCAGCCAAUAAUAAAAAGGGAGGCAGAAGAGAGAGAGCAGCAGCGACUGGCUGCUGAGUCAACAAACAGGAAAGCACCAGAGGGGCAAAACAAACGACAAAGAGAGUUGUCGUUUUUCUGGAAGACAAAGGAAGAAGAGGAGUUGAAGAGACAGGAAGAGCUGAGACGAAGGCAGGAGAUAGUCAAGAGGGAGGAGGAAGAGGCGGAAGAGUUGCAGCGGCAAGCAGAGCUCGAGCGGGAACGAAAGGAAAAAGAAGAGCUCGAGCAAGCGCGAGUAAAGCAAGCGCUUUUGCAGCAACAACAAGAACAACAACAGCAGCAGCAGCAGCAGCAACAACAACAAGAAAGGGAAAAACGGGCAAGAGAAGAGUCUUCAGACGCGACAGAACCAGAACUGGUAAAACCCGACGCAGAGAGGAUCAAGCGGGUUAAGAAGGAGCUUAAAACUAUCUGUAUGGUAUGCGGCGAGAAAUUCCAGCAUUUUGGCCAGCUGUUUAGGCAUCUAAAUACUGAAAGGCAUAGGAUGCCCAAGGAGUACUGGGGAGCAGGGAUAGGACACAUGGAGUUCUCGGAUAUAGAUGCUCUUGAAGCGCUUAGAGGACCGUUGGAGUAG
Molecule: messenger RNA, 1734 nt
Organism: Neurospora crassa OR74A
Lineage: Eukaryota; Fungi; Ascomycota; Sordariomycetes; Sordariales; Sordariaceae
Gene: stk-42
Product: serine/threonine protein kinase-42
Exons: 4
Coding region: 46-1734 (562 amino acids)
Biological process (GO): mitotic spindle organization; regulation of cytokinesis; protein phosphorylation
Cellular component (GO): spindle microtubule; spindle pole centrosome; chromosome passenger complex
Molecular function (GO): ATP binding; protein kinase activity
Source: RefSeq, a predicted model, not a curated record